AUGAACCCUGCCGAGGAGUCUCGAAAGCGUAGAAAUUAUGAUGCCUUCCAGUCGUCGAGGGACAGGUCUAUAUCGCCUCCACCGAAGAGACAUGCAUCCACUGUCAGGGGCAGGUCUGAAAGGGAAGAAGCCGGGACUUUGGGCGUAGUCAACGCGGCAGCCCCUUUCACGUUGUCUUCGGACAAUGGCAGCGAUCCCUCCAAGUCAACCAAACAGGCGACAAGUCCUCAGUCUAGGACGCUUUUCCCAUCACCGAUGCAGCUCAAUUUCGUCGAGCAACUCCCCGCAUCAAGCAAUGUCGACUGCGUGAGUCUGCGAAGCAUCCUCGGAGACCCUAUGAUUAGAGAAUGCUGGCUUUUUAAUUACCUCUUCGACAUGGAUUUUGUUAUGAGACAUUUUGACCGAGACACUCGUGAUCUUGUGCAAGUCCGAGUCGUGCACGGUUCCUGGAAAAGAGAGGAUCCAAACGGAAUACACGUCGAGGACGCAGCGAGGCGAUAUCCGAAUAUCAAAGUAAUCAAAGCGUUCAUGCCAGAGAUGUUCGGGACGCAUCAUACGAAGGCGAUGGUCCUCUUCAGACAUGACGACCUGGCCCAGGUCGUGAUACUUACAGCCAACUUCAUUGAACGGGACUUCCGGAUGAGUCAGGCCAUCUGGAAGACCCCUCUGCUUCCAUUACAGAAACACGCUUCGUCUCCCAGCGAUCCGUUACCGCCUCUUGGUACUGGAGUUCGAUUCAAACACGAUCUACUCGCGUACUUCCGUGGAUACAGCAGAAACGGGAAUGCUACCCUUCCAGACUUGAUCUCGCAGCUACAGAACUACGACUUCAACGCUGUAAGAGGCGCUCUGAUCGGGAGCUUACCAGGACUUCAGAUGCCGGACCAGUCCCGCCCGGAGCAGCAAGACCGAAUCGGACAGUGGGGCUUGCCCGCUCUGAAACGCAUUCUGAGCUCCAUACCCACCAAUCCCGACCAGUCUGCCGACUCGGAGCGUUCACAUAUCGUCGCACAAGUUUCCUCCAUCGCUUCCGUCGGUGAGAAAUGGCUCUUCACCACCCUCAUACCCACCCUAUCCACCACCGCCCCCGCCCAACAGCCCCUUCCCAAACCCAAAAUAUCCCUCAUCUUCCCCACAGCCUCCGAAAUCCGCAACUCCGUCGACGGCUACGGCUCCGGUUCCUCCAUCCACAUCAAGACCUCCUCUCCCACUCAGGCCAAACAACUCGCAGUCCUCAAACCCAUGCUUUGCCAUUGGUCCGCGCGCCCCACCCCCAAAACGCUCGAUCCAGCGAGCCGAGAACCGGCAAGACAAACAGGCAGGGGCAGAGCGGCGCCCCAUAUCAAAACCUACGUCCGCUUCUCCGACGCCGCCACGUCCAAGAUCGACUGGGCAAUGAUGACCUCGGCGAACCUGAGCACGCAAGCCUGGGGCACCGGCCCGAACGCGCGCGGCGAGGUCAGGAUCUCCAGCUACGAGUUGGGCAUCGUCGUCUGGCCCGCUCUGUGGCAGGACCCCGAGUCUCCGCGCCCGCCGACCAUGGUCCCGCUCUUUCGAUCCGAUCUGCCCCCCUCUGUCGACCGUGAGCGGCUCGGAAUCGAUGGUGUCGCGGUCGGCUGGCGCGUGCCGUAUGACCUCCCUCUCGUCCCGUACGCCGGAGAUGAAACACCGUGGUGCGCGUCGGAUCCGUGCGAUGAGUUGGAUUGCAUGGGUAGGGUUUGGCCGGGGUAUGGGCGUUGA
Molecule: messenger RNA, 1740 nt
Organism: Letharia columbiana
Lineage: Eukaryota; Fungi; Ascomycota; Lecanoromycetes; Lecanorales; Parmeliaceae
Exons: 3
Coding region: 1-1740 (579 amino acids)
Biological process (GO): single strand break repair; double-strand break repair
Cellular component (GO): nucleus
Molecular function (GO): single-stranded DNA binding; double-stranded DNA binding; 3'-tyrosyl-DNA phosphodiesterase activity
Source: RefSeq, a predicted model, not a curated record